CGUGCAGUUUACGGCCACUGGGGGCGCUGACGGGUUUCUUCUGUAUUUAUUAAGACCAAAGAAUUAAGCUCAGUGGUUUCAGGAAGUGCAGAAGUUGUUGUGAAGCUGACUGAGGACAACCUCGGAAUUUUCUAAAGUGAUGGCUAAUCCCAAAAUAUGCUCCAUUGAUGGGAAGUUAGCAGAAGAAUUUGCUGUUCCUUCCCAUGUCGAUGAGGUCAAAGAGAAGAUGACUGCUUUCGCCAUUCGUCAUGCUGCAGCGGGUCACAGGGUGGUUCUCAUCACAUCGGGAGGCACCAAAGUUCCCCUCGAGUCCCGCACUGUGCGCUUCCUCGAUAACUUCAGCAGCGGCAGACGAGGAGCCUCCUCAGCAGAGUAUUUCAUAGACUCGGGCUACGCUGUCAUCUUCCUACACAGGCAUCGCUCCCUCUACCCCUACACACGGAUGUUCUCAACCAUCAACAUGCUGGAUGCCCUGAAGUUCAGAGGCGGAGACUCUGGUGAAGUGCUGGUUAACCAGCAGGUGCUUCCCAACAUUUCCAAAGCGCUGAAGCGAUACCAGGAAAUGAAAGAAGGCCAACUCCUUCUGCCCAUUGAGUUCAGCUCUCUGUCAGAGUAUCUGCAUCUACUCAAAGCAGCAGCACAGUCACUCAGCACAAUAGGAUCCAAGGCCAUGUUUUACUUGGCUGCAGCGGUGUCUGAUUUCUAUAUCCCAGCCUCGGAGAUGCCUGAACACAAAAUCCAGUCUUCCAAUGGACCUCUUCAACUCAGCAUGAACAUGGUGCCCAAGAUACUGUCCCCGCUGGUGAAAGACUGGGCACCUCAGGCUUUUGUCAUAUCUUUUAAGCUGGAGACAGACGGAGCCAUCCUGUUGGACAAGGCUCGGCGGGCUCUGGACACCUACAGGCACCAGGUGGUGGUGGCCAACGUGUUGGACUCUAGACGGGGCUAUGUGGUGGUGGUGACCCCCGAGACUCAGGCUGAGCUGAUCCUCACAGAGGAGGAUGUGCAGAAUGAGGUGGAGAUAGAAGAGAGGAUAGUGAGCAACCUAACAUCCGCACACAACAAGUUCAUAACUCAACAAGGGGGCUGACGGCCAUCCUCUACACUGCACGGUUGAAUCAAUGACGCAGCGAUUAGUUGUUGCGUCUGAGCUUGGUUUAAAUUAAUGCUUGCCUGUUAUACCGACAAGAUACUGUUUAAUCACUAUGCUGUAUGAUUGCAUAAACUUAGUAAUGACUAUAAACACAUCAUGCCUUCCCUUGUUCUUUUAAUGUGCUCUAAAAACAGGCCUCGAAUGGCAUCUCUGUACAGGGACCAUGUACAAGCUAUAGAAAGUUUAUUAAAUGUUUAUUCACAUUGCGUAAUAAUCUAGAACAGUAAAAUAAUGUUGAUGUCUUUUCUACAUCAAAGACUGACAGUUGAAUAAAUCAGUGACAUGCUUUACUACACACCUAUAAUAAACAUUUACAAGUACAGUCCAUUGGCUUUUUUUCAACCCCAUGGCUCCACAGCAUGUACUGGACUCUCUCUCGGUUACUUAAGUUUGGUGCUCUUCUUGACACCAGCACGAAUACCAGACAGCUCUCCGCUGUAUCUAGUCUCCUCCCGACGGACAUCACGCACCUGGUGAAAAUGAACAACCGUGUCAACAUAUACUCUUGAUUCAAACUGAUGAGCCUACAGAGCGUCUCCGGAAGCUUUAAGAUGAACUGAAACACUGUACUACAAAUGGUCUCAUCGAUGUGUGGAAUACAAACCUGGCCCUUUCUGCGGAUUUUGGCUCGUCUGAACUUCUCUCUGUGCUUGACUCUGGGAUUACGGUCAAUCUUCUUCCUCUUUGGUGUGAGGCCCUUGUUCUUGGCCAUCUGUGGAAUUGGUAGAUACACAUAAUUAGAAUGAACUGUUCAGAAAUGUUUAAAGUAAUAGGCAAUCGAUAACUUUUCCUCUAACUCGAGCCUUCACUUUUCCAAACUUUAAUAUAAAAAGUUCACCAUCUUUGAGAUUUGUCUUCCAAAAUGUGGGAUUAAGAAAGUCCAGAAACAGAAUAGCUACGCUGCUAUAAAAUAAAAUCCUGUUUUUAUAAUGUAACUCCCAGCACUUAUGUCCAAAUGAUCACUGGGAGGAUCCAUUCACUUGCUGGCUAAUGAUCACCAGAUCUGAUGUUUUUCUGUUCAUCUUGAAUAUUAAAUCCCUCUGGGUGAGA
Molecule: messenger RNA, 2203 nt
Organism: Cottoperca gobio
Lineage: Eukaryota; Metazoa; Chordata; Actinopteri; Perciformes; Bovichtidae
Gene: ppcs
Product: phosphopantothenoylcysteine synthetase
Exons: 4
Coding region: 140-1090 (316 amino acids)
Source: RefSeq, a predicted model, not a curated record